CGUAAAGCAGAGUACGUUGGUUUUCAGAAUCCCUGAUUUUGCGCAAAAGCGACUCAGGACAUCCAAUCAAACGUGCCGAUCCUGCACAGGCUUCACAACAAACUGAGGGAUACAUGCAGUGUUUGUUUUUUUAACCUAUUUUCAUUUAAAUGUGAGCAGCGUGACGGAGAAGGGUCUCUGUGCACACUGUGUGGAUGUGUGUAGCCACAGUGGUGCAGCAAUCCUGCUGUUAGAUCAUAAAGUCUAAACAUGGUGAGGCUGGAGCUGGACAAGGUGGUGAUGCGGAGGAUGAAGGAGGACGACAUAGAGAUGGUCAAAGCCCUCAUCAAGGAGGGCUGCGAGGGCACAGAAAACCGUCUCAUCCUCCACGUCCUCACUCGUCCGCUCUGCCUCUUCAUCCUGGCUGUUAUCUCCUCAGUCCUGCGCUGCCUUGUCCAUUCCUUUAUCCUGGCUCUUGCUAUUCCUGUCUUCCUGCUAAUUAUCUUUCUCAAGAUCACCAUGCCGCGCUCCACAGGGGUUCUGGGCAGCAGCCUCCCCUACUGGGACUAUGUGGGUAGCAGCUACAGAGGGACACAGGACGAAACACUGCCAAAUCCCUUCUCUAGGAUCAGUGGCAAGACACCAGGGACUAACAAGCCAAGGCGCAAAAUCACACCCAAAGACAAGGACAAAGAGUUGCCGACAGAGAAUGUCUCCCUAGAGAGGGAGCAGGAAGCAGGGCUGGUCUGGGUGGCAGACUGCGAUGGUGAGAUCCUGGGCUGUAUUUUCAGAGAGAGCGAGAAGCGUGCGGACAUCAGGAGGAUCUGUAGGGUGGUGACAGGGUCCUGGUAUCGCAGAGAGGGCCUGGGCCGGCUGCUUGUCCACAGUCUGGAGCAGAGAGAGAUGGAGGCUGGAGCCCUCCGGGUGUACACACACAUCCCCUUCCCCUCCAAGCUGGGUGAGGCCUUCUUCAGGAAGCUGGGCUACCGACAAAUUGGGGAGGGGACUGAUGAUGAAGAAGAUUUUGAGAAGAAUAAGCUUGAGACUCCAGAGAGGGGCUUUCUGGGACACCCCCUCACUAAAGUGUUUUACAAAGACUUGUAGUUUAAUGGUGAUGGCCUCACGGAGGGACGAAAAUGGCCCUAACGUAAGGGCACUAUGGAUCUCUGCGGACGGUGUCAGUGUUUUGUCUAAGUGCUUUUGUGUGAUUUCAUAAUUUAUUAUACGUGUUAUUUAUCCCAAUAUGUAUUUCCGGAUUUGCUAGUGUUAUGUAUAUUUUUUACCUUUUCGUCAUAUAAAGAACCAUCCCUCUUAAACCCACUCCAAAAAACAUAAUUGAGCCAGAGUCAUGCUGUUUUCUCAUUAUUUUUAAUAAAAUGAAAAACAUAUUGAUGUAA
Gymnodraco acuticeps is the source of this 1376-nucleotide messenger RNA. RefSeq names its product N-acetyltransferase 14 (GCN5-related, putative) (gene nat14). Gene Ontology annotation, molecular function: N-acetyltransferase activity. The record is from RefSeq and is a predicted model, not a curated record. Lineage: Eukaryota; Metazoa; Chordata; Actinopteri; Perciformes; Bathydraconidae.